Messenger RNA from Pundamilia nyererei, 7522 nucleotides. RefSeq names its product vacuolar protein sorting-associated protein 13C-like. The transcript is spliced from 62 exons. Gene Ontology annotation, biological process: mitochondrion organization; protein targeting to vacuole; protein retention in Golgi apparatus. The record is from RefSeq and is a predicted model, not a curated record. NCBI's taxonomy places the organism in Eukaryota, Metazoa, Chordata, Actinopteri, Cichliformes, Cichlidae. Bases 153 to 7433 code for a protein of 2426 amino acids.
CACUGGUUUCUCACACAGACGGAGCUAAUCGACCAGGCAGAGCAGUCGAGCUCGGAAGCUGUCAGACUUGAAUAGCUGUCAUCAGCUGAGCCGGAAAUCAGGGGAAAGCUGACGGUGACCCUGUAUUUGGGUCCAUCCCGGAGCUUUCGGUCAUGGUUUUCGAGUCUCUGGUCAGCGACCUGCUCAAUAGGUUCAUCGGAGACUACGUGGAGAAUCUCGACAAGUCUCAGCUCAAGAUCGGGAUCUGGGGAGGAAAUGUUGUCCUUGAGAACCUGCGAGUUAAAGAAAAUGCUCUGAGUGAGUUUGAUGUUCCCUUCAAAGUGAAGGCCGGACAGAUCGGGAAGCUGACUUUGAAAAUCCCCUGGAAGAACCUCUACAAUGAUGCUGUGGUUGCCACAUUGGAGGGUCUUUACCUUCUGGUUGUCCCUGGAGCCACUGGAUCUCAGCUGAAAACGAGUCCGUAUAACGCAUUAAAGUAUGAUGCAGCGAAGGAGGAGCGUUACCAGCAGGAGGCCAAGCAGAGGGAACUGCAACGCAUCGAGGAUGCGCUGCAGAUGGCCGCACGCAGGGCAUCUCAAACUGGAGAUCUGCUGUUCAGUCUGGAGAGCGUGGUUUACAAGGAGCCAGUCAAGGUCCCAAAAGGACGUAAAAAACACAAAAAGCACAAAAAAGCCUUGAAGAAGCUGAAACGACAUGACCACAAAGAAGACAAACCCAAGGAAGAAAAGAAGGACACGUUUGCGGAGAAAAUGGCCACGCAGGUGAUUAAAAACCUGCAGGUGAACAUCAGCAGCAUCCACUUGCGCUACGAAGAUGAUCUGUCGGAUCCACAGCGCCCCCUGUCUAUGGGAGUGACGCUGUCAGAGCUCAGCCUUAAGACCACUGAUGCGACCUGGAAAGAGUGCAUCCUGAACGAGGCAGCAAAGAUCAUCUAUAAGCUCGGCAGUCUGAAGUCUCUCUGCGCCUACUGGAACGUCAACAGUCCGAUCUUUUACAAAGGAUCGUGGGAGGACAUCGUGGGCCAGCUAAAAUCUGGGAUUUGCACUAAGGACCAGGAGCUUCCUCACUAUCAGUACAUUUUCAAACCAAUCUUCGCUUCGGCUAAAAUAUGCAUCAACCCGAGCGCUGAGCUGGAGCUGAAGAGUCCGAAGGCAGAUCUUCAGCUGGAGGUCCAGAGCAUUGCCAUCGAGAUGACCAAACCACAGUACCUCACCAUGGUGGAGCUGCUGGAGUCCAUCGACUGCAUGGUGAAGAACGCCCCCUACAGGAAGUUCAGGCCGGACGUCCCAGUGAAAGGAAACGUCAAACUCUGGUGGAAGUACGGCGUCAACAGCGUGACGGAGGUCCACAUCCACCCUCUUUCACACACGUGGUCCUGGUCUAACAUUAAACGUCAUCGGGAGAACCUGAAGGCUUACAAGAACGCCUACAAGACCAAACUGCUGAGCCAGGGCAGAGUGAGCCAGGAAACUGAGCAACAAGUCCAGGAUCUCGAGAAAGUUCUGGAUGUUUUCAACAUCACUCUGGGCCGACAACAGGCGCACAUGGAGGUGAUCAGAUCAGGACAGAAGGUGGCAGCAAAGAAGGCGGCGGCGGGACAAAAGCAGGGAGGAGGUUUCUUCAGCAGCUUAUUUGGGAGGAAGGCUAAAAAGGAGGAGCAGGCGCCAGAGGAGAGCAAAGAGCCGGAGAGUUCAGGACUCGACCAAAUCAUGACCGCAGAGGAGAAGGAAAAGCUGUACACAGCCAUCGGGUACAGUGGCAGCUCUCACAAUCUGGCUUUACCCAGAAAGUAUGUAGCUGUGAUCGUCAAUUUCCAGCUACUGAGGACUUCGGUCACGGUCAGAGAGGAACCCAAUGUACCAGAGAUCCUCAAGGUCCAGAUGAUCGACCUCAAGACGAAAAUCUCUCAGAGGCCCGGAGCUCAGGCCAUCAGGGUGGAGACGACCUUGCAGCACUGGUAUGUUACUGGUUUGCAGCAGCAGGGGGCGACACCCUCACUCAUCGCCUCAAUGGGCGACUCGUCCUCGUCUCUGCUCAGCGUGUUGUUCGAGUUGAACCCCGAGGAAAGCACUGGUGACCAGCUGCUCAGAGUCGAGUCUCAGCCUGUGGAGAUCAUCUAUGAUGCGCUGACAGUCAACAGUAUCGUCGACUUCUUUAAGACAGAGAAAGGUGUGGAUCUGGAGGUCCUGACCACGGCCACACUCUCCAAACUGGAGGAGAUCAAAGAGAAAACUGCCACAGGUUUGUCUCACAUGAUUGAGACCAGAAAGGUCCUGGACCUGAGGAUCGAGUUGAAACCGUCCUAUCUGCUGUUGCCAAAGUCGGGCUUCUACAGCAGCACGGCGGACCUCAUUAUCGUGGACUUUGGCUGCUUUCAGUUAAACAGUGUUGAGCAAAGCGGCAUCCGGUCGUCCACUUCCUCCUUCUCGUCUCUGGAGGAAAUCAUGGAUCGAGCCUAUGACAGAUACAGCGUGAAGCUGAGCCGAGUUCAAGUGCUUUACAGCAAGUCAGGUGAGGCUUGGAAGGUAGCACGGCAGCAGGGUUCUUCAUUCCAACACAUCCUCCAGCCGAUGGAUCUCACUCUCAGUUUGGCCAAGUGCAUGGUGGAAAAGGAUGCCAGGAUGCCCAGGUUUAAGGUAUCGGGCGAGCUGCCUUUGCUACACGUUAAGAUCUCAGACCAGAAGAUCCACAGUGUCCUCGAGCUGGUUGACGGCAUCCCUCUACCCAACGUGGACUCCUCGCCAUCCACCCCAACACUGAAGGUCUUGCCGUUGGUGGAGGUGAGACCGCGAGCACUUGACCUCCACCCCACCCUCCUCGACACCAUGGAAACGGAUUCGGAUGAAGACACCAGUGAGAAAUCAACAGAUGAGGAUCAUCAGCGCUCGACUGUGGAGGAUCUCACUGAUGUUCACUUCAAGUUUGAAGUCAAAGAGGUGCUGGUGGAGCUGACCCGGCAGGUGGAACAGGAAAAGACUUUCCUGUCCUUCAGUAUCUGUCACCUGGGAGCCGAAGGGAAGAAACGAAGCUUCGACCUGAGCGUCACCUCGUAUCUGCAACGAGUCACGCUCGACUACUGCGACCUGCCAGGUGGUACAAAACAGCCUCUCCACCUGAUCAGCUCCUCGGAGCAGGGCACCAACCUGCUGAAGGUGGAGUUCAUCAAGGCCGACCCCGCCGGUCCCAACUUCCAGACACUGUUUGAAAACACUGAGCAGACGCUGAAGGUGGAGUUUUCCUGUCUGGACUUCCUCCUUCACACUAAAGCUCUACUCUCAACCAUCAAUUACCUGAACAACGCCAUGCCGUCACAGUUCAGCGGAGACAAAGACAAAGAUGUCAAAAAGCAGGUGGAGAAGACGGGAAAGAGCCGGACAGUAUCUAAAGGAGCUAAGGAUGCAGGAAUAUUCAAUUUCAAGUUGGUCGCCAUGUUGGGUUGUUUCCAUGUGGAGGUGUGUGAUGACCGCCGUAGCAUCGCUGACAUCAGAGUCCAAGGAAUCGACGCGUCUGUGUUGGUGCAGCCGAAGGAGACGGAGGUGUUCGCACGGCUGCGAGACAUCGUGGUCACAGACGUCAACCCCAAUACCAUCCACAGAAAGGCAGUGUCCAUCGUGGGUGAGGAGGUGUUCAGCUUCAAACUCUCUCUGUUUCCCGGGGCAACCGAGGGUGACGGCUACGGCGACAUGUCGAAGGUGGACGGGAAGGUCACCCUGCGCCUGGGCUGCAUCCAUAUCGUCUACCUGCACAAGUUCCUCAUGUCUCUGCUGAUGUUCGUCGACAACUUCCAGACCGCUAAAGAAGCUCUGAGCGCCGCGACGGCUCAGGCAGCGGAGAAGGCCGCGUCGAGUGUUCGAGACUUCGCCCAGAAGAGUUUCCGUUUGUCCAUGGACAUCAAGCUGAAGGCCCCACUCAUCAUCAUCCCCCAGUCCUCCACCUCCUGUAAUGCUGUGGUGGUGGAUCUGGGUCUGAUCACGGUGGGAAACAGCUUCUCUCUGCAGCCGGCGGAGGGUUUCCCUCUGCCAGCUGUGGUGGAGAAGAUGGAUGUCCAGCUGACGCAGCUGAAACUGUCCAGAACCACACUGAAGCGAGACUCUCUGCCCGACAUCGAGAUCCUUCAGCCAAUCAACCUGGAGCUGCUUGUCACCCGAAACCUGGCAGCUUCCUGGUUCUCUAAGAUUCCCGGAGUCCAGGUCCAGGGAGUGCUCCGGUCCCUAAAUAUGAGUCUGGGUGAGGAAGAUCUUGGUGUACUGAUGAAGAUUCUAGUAGAGAACAUUGGAGAGGGGAACAAAGAGCACAGCAUGGAUGUGAAGAGACAGGUGGCCCAAGAGAAAGCAGAGCUUGCAGAGCAGCUGGUAGAUGUGGUGUCAUUACCACCAGCAUCUAAUGGCGCUGUGGCCGCAACCAAUGGAAUUCAGAAUGAAAACACCAUCAGCGUUCUCCUCAACUUUGAAGUGGAAGAGGUGCUUCUGACUCUGAAAAAGCCAAAGGAACAGAAGGAGUCCCCUUUCCUGGUCUUUCACGUCGCCCACAUGGGCAUUAACACAAAAGUCAGAAAAUACGACAUGAGUGCAGCAACAUACAUCCGAAAAAUUGCCCUUAAGUGCCUCGAGUUCAAAGACUCAAGUGGGGAGCCGCUGUGCCUCAUCAGCUCUUCAGUCGAGUCUGGAGCUGAACUGCUCAAAGUGGAGUAUUGUAAGGCCGACCGUGCCGGACCAAACUUCUCCACCGUCUACAAAAACACCGAGCAGCUGAUCAAUGUGACUUUCACCUCACUCGACGUCAUGCUUCACACCGAAGCUCUGCUGUCAGCCAUUAACUUCCUGUCGACGGCGUUGUCAUCUGGCGGCGGCGUUCCGUCUCCAGAGAAAGAAGUCCGACCAAAGACGGAGGAUAAGACGGUUUCUGCGAAGUCCACUGCCCUGGUGUCACCUGUAGACUCUCAGGUCACAGACCUGAAGGUGGUCAUGGAUCUCGGGGCCUUCAACGUCCUAGUGUGCGACCAGUUGUGCAACAUGGCCGACAUCAAGAUCCAAGGUAUUAAUGGCUCGCUGCUGAUGCAAGGACCUCAGACUCAUAUAUCAGGCGGCAUGCGAGACUUCAUUGUUCUAAACGUUGAUCCCAAAAGCUUCCACAAGAAGGCCAUCUCCAUCGUGGGUAACGAGGUGUUCAGCUUCAGCGUGAGUCUGACCCCUAACGCCACAGAGGGCGCGGGCUACGCCGACACCUCCAAAACUGACGGCACAGUGAAGUUAAACGUGGGCUGCAUCCAGGUGGUUUACCUGCACAGGUUCUUCACGUCCCUGCUGAAUUUCACCAACAACUUCCAGACCGCUAAAGAAGCUCUGAGCGCCGCGACGGCUCAGGCAGCAGAGAAGGCCGCGUCCAGCGUACGUGACUUCGCCCAGAAGAGCUUCCGUCUGUCCAUGGACAUCAACCUUAAGGCCCCAGUCAUCAUCAUACCACAGUCCUCCACCUCCAACAACGCUCUGGAGGUGGACCUGGGUCUGAUUACUGUUGGGAACAGCUUCUCUCUGCUGGAUGUCACAGGAUGUCCGCUGCCAGCCGUCAUCGACAAUAUGGACGUCCAGCUGACGAAGGUGAAACUCUCCAGGACCUGCUUAGAGCCUGACUCAAACCAACCUAGCAGAGAGCUGCUUGAACCGGUCAACCUGCACCUGAACAUCAAGAGAAACCUGGCAGCUUCCUGGUACAAGAAGAUGGCUGCUGUGGAGAUUGAUGGAGAUCUGAAACCCAUGAAGUCGACAAGUAAACCACCAAAGGUGAAGCUCAGUCAAGACGACCUGAAGGUGGUGCUCAGGAUCCUGAUGGAGAAUCUGGGAGAGGCCGGAAGCCCGCAGCCCGCCGCAGCCCGGCAGGAGACCAGUCUGCAGGUCCGAGCAGCUGGAGCCACCCCGACAGGUGGUUCUGGAAAGAUGACUGUGAGCCACAGUGAAGAGGAUGAUGAAACUUUGGAGACUGUCAAGUUUAACUUCAACAUCGAGUCUCUUGGUCUGGUUCUGUACCUCGACCCCAAACAGUCCUCAGAUCUCCAGAACCAGCAGGACCUCAGACUGGGAGAAUUUGCCCUACACUUGCUAAAAACUUCAGGGAAGAUCCUAAAUAAUGGCAGCAUGGAGGUGAGCACGGUGCUGACUGCCUGCACACUGGACGACCUGAGGACCGGCAUGGAGAGGGUCACCUCGCGGAUGGUGAGGCAGAGAGACGAAGAGAGCUCAGGGGUCACGAUCGACGUGACGUACCGGCAGAGCGCAGCAGAACGGGAGGUGGUGGCCAUUCUGCAGAAGCUCUAUCUCUGUGCAAGCGUGGAGUUUCUGAUGGCCGUCGGAGAUUUCUUCCUGCAGGCUCUGCCGCAGAGUUCGGCUCCGCCCGCCACCUCUGCACCGAGCGACAGACUGCAGCUGAGACAGACCACUGAACCACGAGCCGACCCCAAGACUGCCUCCACAGUGAAGACUCGACUUCGAGCAGUGGUGGUGGACCCAGAGGUGGUGUUCGUGGCCAACCUGAUGAAGGCCGACGCCCCAGCUCUCGUGGCCUCAUUUCAGUGCGACUUCACGCUACAGGCCGAGGAGGACGGCACACAGAACAUGAGAGCCAGCCUGAGGGAGCUGAAGGUCCUCGCCUGCCCCUUCAUCCAAAACAAAGAGGACAAGGCUGUCACCACCGUACUGAGACCUUGUUCGGUCACCUUGGAAACCAAAGCUCACCCCAAUCAGCCACUGAGGGGCUCCGUGACAGUGGAGGAAAUCAUAAUUAAGUUCCUGAAGCAGAUGUAUGUUCUGGUUCUGGGUCUGGACGUGCUGGGAAAUCCAUUUGGACUGAUCCGAGGUCUGUCUGAGGGGGUGGAGGCCUUCUUCUAUGAGCCUUUCCAGGGAGCCGUUCAGGGUCCGGAGGAGUUUGCUGAAGGUUUUGUGAUCGGUGUCCGCAGCCUGUUGGGCCACACAGUCGGUGGCGCCGCAGGCAUGGUUUCCAAGAUCACGGGAUCGGUUGGUAAAGGUCUGGCAGCCAUCACUAUGGAUAAAGAGUACCAACAGAAGCGACGUGAGGAGAUGAACCGACCACCCAAAGACUUUGGAGAAAGUCUGGCUAAAGGAGGAAAAGGACUGCUGAAGGGAGUCGUGGGCGGAGUAACCGGCAUCGUCACCAAACCUGUGGAGGGAGCGAAGAAGGAGGGAGCAGCGGGUUUCUUUAAGGGGAUCGGUAAAGGUCUGGUGGGGGUGGUGGCUCGGCCGACAGGCGGCAUCGUGGACAUGGCCAGCAGCACCUUCCAGGGCAUCCAGAGGGCGGCCGAGGCGACAGAGGAAGUGACCAAGCUACGGCCGGUGCGUCUGAUCAGGGAGGAUGGGAUCAUCAGGCCGUAUGACCUGACCGAGUCGCAGGGAUUCGACCUUUUCCAGCCUGAGGAGGAAUAAUCGUGUUCGUUUGGGCGGAUCAACUUAUCAAUCAAGUGCUUUGAAAGACUAUAAUCCUGUCUAUGACUAAUAAAAUGUUUAUGGUUCAA